CUCGGCUUAAGCAUGGAAUUCACAUUGCUUUGAUUUUGCACGGCUCGUCCUUGGACGACUGGCCAAGAACGAGGGCAGGAGCUAUAUCUCCUCAACAUCCGUCUCAUACAGAAACUCGGAGACGGACAUCAUGAUGGCGAUACGGAAGCUGCUUUUGGUCGCCUUCCAAAUGGGAAGCGCUUCUCCCAAUACAGACGAGAACUCCAGAUGGAACGUGAAUGUCGAACGGAGCCACGUACCAGAAAAAUACUAUGGGAAGUGGGAAGGCCAUAGCUACUUCCCAUCGCCUGCGGACUGGAGGGCCUUAUCCAUUUACCAACUCGUCACGGACCGUUUUGCUGACGGGGAUCCGAGGAACAACGAAGCGCUCGAAGGAGGCUUCGACGUGAGGGACAUGGCCUUCAGGCAUGGAGGCGACUUCGUGGGCCUCAGAGAAAAGCUUGACUACAUCAAAGGUCUGGGAUGUCAGGCCAUUUGGAUUUCACCGAUUUUCCAGAAUGGGUUCAACUUCUACCAUCAGUACGCACAACACGACUUCACUUUGAUAGAUCGUCGGCUGGGUACUUUGGAGGAGCUUCGAGCCUUGACCCAGGCCGCCCACGAACGGGGUAUGUAUAUCCUCGUGGAUGUGGUGAUGAAUCACAUGGGCAACGAGUUCUUCUUCGAGGGACACUCAAGCGACACUGCGCCUUUCCGCUUUCAUGAAAUCGGUGGCCUUCGAGAGUAUAGGCUUAUCCCUCGAAGAAGCAGCCGUGAGCUCUAUGACACUCCAGUCGGGAAGCAGCCCUACAUGGACUUCUGGUACAAUAACACCUGGGUGGCCGAGGCCCAGUAUGCUAGCCCCUUCUAUGGUCAAUAUGGCGAGGCUGCCUGGGACCAGGGUCGAGGAACCUACGAAAGCUCCGAUUUUCAUCACAACGGUGACUUGCAGAACUAUGCAGACCCAUGGGAGAUCAAUGUCGCCAAGAUCUAUGGAACCAUGGAUGACUUGAGAUUGGAGAGCCGGCGGGUUCAGGAGAAAUACUUGGCCAUGACCGAAGCGCUGAUUGCAAGUGUGGAUGUGGAUGGCUUCCGUGUAGACACUCCCAUGCAGGUACCGUUGCCCUUCUACAAGCACUGGGCUCCUGCGAUCCGAAGAUAUGCCAAGUCCUUGGGCAAGGAACAUUUUGGCAUCUUCGGGGAGUUCUACGUCACCACGGAGCGCUACGCCACCAUGACAGGCCGUGGGCGGGACAACACGAUGUAUGGCCAAGAACGCUUCAUUCCUGGCGAAGCUACCCUGAAGGGUGGAAUCGUGUAUCCAUACUACUGGUACACCUUCACCGCCCUUGUCUACAAGAGACCAGAGUUUGCAAGCGGCUUUGCUCUGGCCUACAAGGAGGAGAAUCGCAUGAUUGACACCUUUGAUCCCACCACUUCGCGCUCAGAAUAUGCACAAUGGAUCUUCUGCAACAACCAUGACAACUGGCGCUUGCAAGCAUUGACUGGCCAGGAACAAUUGAAGAUGUGUUUGGCCGUGAUCACCUUUUGGCCAGGUUUGCCCCUGCACUAUGCCGGUGACGAGCAGAGUAUUGAUACGCCUGGAAGUGCUUUAGAUGGCUGGGCUCGUGAAGAGCUCAGCACCUCCUUAGCCUGGACUGCAGUCAAGACGUCCCAGGAUGGCAACCCUGCAGAGCGCGACAACUUUGACAUGACCUCCUCCAACUAUCGCUACAUCGCACGGCUCAAUGCCCUGCGCCGGGCGUAUUUCGGCGCUUUCGGGCAGGCCUCCUGCGAUGAGGUGAAGACCCCUCAACCUGAAGUGCAGGACUUGCUGAUUUUCUGGCGAGGAUGUGAUGUGGAAGGCCGAGUGCUUGUAGCUGCUAACUUCCACUCUGAGGAGGCCAGGACGGCAGCAUUCUACUCUCCAUGGAGUGAGGGCACACGGCUGCUGGAUGCCCGC
Molecule: messenger RNA, 1942 nt
Organism: Durusdinium trenchii
Lineage: Eukaryota; Dinophyceae; Suessiales; Symbiodiniaceae
Source: the annotation of a GenBank genome assembly